Drosophila willistoni is the source of this 2046-nucleotide messenger RNA. RefSeq names its product tetraspanin-33. Gene Ontology annotation, cellular component: membrane. Gene Ontology annotation, biological process: protein localization to plasma membrane; protein maturation. NCBI's taxonomy places the organism in Eukaryota, Metazoa, Arthropoda, Insecta, Diptera, Drosophilidae. The record is from RefSeq and is a predicted model, not a curated record. The transcript has 3 exons. The coding region runs from base 317 to 1195 and encodes 292 amino acids.
AUGUAUCGAAAUUGGUUGCCCAUCUCUACAGUAUUGUUUAGUAUCUCGCCCCCAAUUUUUCAUUAAAAUUUAUUAUAAGAAAAGUUAAUAGAAACAUACCAGUUGAAAUGAUUGAGAAAUAAUAUAGAAGCAGAAAGCAAAUGCGAUUUUGAAAGUGCAUUUUUAUGGCUAACAGUGAUUGAAAUUCUGUGACAAGAGGGGCGUUGACAUCGACUUGAAAUUAAGGGCGACAACAACAAAGAGACCAAAGCAACAAAAAUAGGAACAUACUCCAAAAAAACCAGCAGAGAAAAAAACAAACAGAAAAGUAUUAAGAAUGAGUAAUCAUCGAUACAAUCAUGGUGGGGGCGGCAAUUACAUGCAUCCCCGCAUGUCCUAUCCACAUCAUUUCACCUAUGUUAGCUCAUGUGUGAAAUAUAUGAUCUUUCUGCUGAACUUCAUCAUUUGGUUAUUUGGCUGUCUGCUCUUAGCCAUUGGAGUGUAUGCCUUUAUGGACAAGCUAAAAGAUGGCAACGGUUGGGUGCGAUUGGAAUCUGUUUACGAUGUGAUAUUCAAUAUAUCAUUAGUCAUGAUUAUUGCUGGCAUUGUCAUAUCAGUAGUCAGUUUUGCAGGCUGUUUGGGUGCAUUGAGGGAAAAUACAUGUCUCCUGAAAUUCUAUUCCAUGUGUCUGCUUAUGUUUUUCCUAAUGGAAAUGGCCAUAGCCAUCAUUUGCUUUGUCUUUCCGCAAAAUAUGAACUCAUUUUUGGAAUUUCAGUUCACCGAUAAAAUUAUUCAUCUGUAUCGUGAUGAUUCAGAUUUGCAGAAUUUCAUUGACUUUGCGCAGCAAGAAUUCAAAUGCUGCGGCUUAAGCACUGCUGGCUAUCAGGAUUGGAGUAAAAAUGAAUACUUUAAUUGCUCCUCACCAUCGGUGGAGAAAUGCGGUGUGCCAUACAGCUGUUGCAUUAAUGCCACCGAUAUCAGUUCGGGUCUUGUAAACAUAAUGUGCGGCUACGGCGUACAGGAGAGUUCUGUUGCAGCAGCCAGUAAACGCAUUUGGACAAAUGGUUGCAUUGACAUUGUACGGGUCUGGGCUGAGCGAAAUUUGUAUGUGAUUGCCGGGGUCGCCUUGGGAAUAGCUUUGCUGCAACUGUUUGUCAUCUAUCUGGCCAAAACUUUGGAAGGUCAGAUCGAAUUGCAAAAGUCACGCUGGUCGUGAGUGCCAUAUGAUCCGUAUAUAUACGGAUAUCCAUGCGAUGAAUUAUAUUACACGAACACUCGAAUGUGAGCUGCAGAGCUCGAAUAUGCUCAAAGGUCAUCAUUUUCUUUAUAUUUAUAAUCUGUUUAAUUUUCUUUUGGCUUGCCCUAUAUGUGUUCAGAUUCAGAUUAGUCGAUUUUAACCAAGGUUUUUCUUCAUGAUUUUUUCAACUUGUAUUAUCUACUUUUGUCUUGCCCUAAAAGUCUUCAGAUUACUCAAAUCUUUAUAUUAUUAAUGUAGUUUAAAACUAUAUAUUUCAUAUGUAUUUAUUUUUAGCAAUGCAAAUAAUCAUGAUGUAGUCAAAAAUUCAAAACCCUUUUAGAGUAAGCAAAUUACAAAAAAUUUAAUUGCAAUAAUUAUAUUAAUUCAAAAAGACAACAAACUCUCAAAUUUUUUCUCCAACCUUUCCCCUAAAUGUCUUCAAAUUACUCAGAUCCAUAUAACCAACCUAGUUUUAAACUAUAUAUUAUAUACAUAUGUAUUUAUGUUUAACAAUCUGUGUAGUCAAAAAUGAUAACUCUCUUUAGACUAAGCAAAUUUACAAAUUUCAUUUGUUUUUACAUUUGCAAUAAUCGUAUUAAUUGAACAAAAAAAAAAAAGACAAAACACACAUAAAUCUAUGUAUAUAAAGAUAAGCAUUAAUUUAAUUAAGGAAUGAAUAUGCAUUUAAAAAUGACAAAACAAAUACCAAAUUGCAAGAUGCACAUUCGUUGAACAACAAAACGGAAUGAAUAUAUUUAGAAUUAUGAACAAAUUUUCAAAAGUAUAUGUGUAAAAACUUGUUGUAGUACAUAUACAUAAAUACUUUAAAU